GCAGAAUUCAAGGAUGCUCGCUAGAUGGCAAUGUUAUACCGUGGACAACUGGAAAUCUUCUAAUUCGAGUCCUGAAAUACUUAUCAAGUAUGGGCUUUGUUGAAAAAAUGGCGGCACCAAUCAAAAUCGUUACCGCUACUUCAUGACUAAGAUUCGAGUAUCUUCAGUGGUCAACCAUAUCACUGGUCAAUGAAUGAUAAACAAAUAAACUGCAAAUAGUCAUAUUCGGCACUGAGCGAAUAUCUAUGAAACGAAUAAUUGUUCAUAAUAAAUACGUUGAACGAAGAUUUAACUUUAUCAUAAAAUCGUCACGCACGGACGUUCUAUACGUAGACAAUAAUUUAGUUGAAAUAACGAUAAAGUUUUUAAGAUAUGCAUGUACGUAUGUAUAUGUGCACAGACAUAUAUAAACAGAAAAUGAAUCGAAAGGAACAAUAUCUUACAUAGAUAUCGUUGGAAAGAAUCGCAUGUAUCGUCAAGAAUCCAUCGUACAAUCUAUUUAAUUAUCGUCAUUGGCGCGAAAAGUAUAAAUCGUGGAAGUAUUUUGGUAAAAUUAACGCAGUACAUGCGCAUCCAUUUCGUCAUGUAAUAAACUGGUUUUACGUGCAUAUUAUAUAUCAUUUUUUCUUAUUUCCAUAAAGUAUACGGAAUGAGGAGGGAAAAGCACGUAUGUAAGUACUUCGGCGCAUGAACUGACAGAGUUGGAAUGUAAGAACCAAAUAAUGAAAGAUCGAAAAGACCCGCGGCACGAUCCACGAGACGUGACCGCACCGAAGUACAUACAUAUUGCGGAUGACGUAUGCGUUAUUCGUCGACAAACUGACCAAACGAUUAACCGAUCGAAGAAUGGUCGUGCGAACAGCGAAACGAGCGUGGAGGAACAGUUACGAUCGAUCGGUGUAGAUCACCACGGUCAUAUGUACGUAACGAGAUCACGGUAAUGUGUACGUGCCAAUCGAUUUUGAUCAACAAUCUUUUAAUACACAGUACAUUAUUAUACAAACGAAUCGAAAGAAGGAAAGAGGAAAAACAGAAGAAGCAAAAGAAGAAAAAAGAAAAAGAAGAGGAGGAGGAGGAGGAAAAGGAGAAAACGUGACAUCCGAAGAAUCGACGAAUUGAUUUUAAACAAGACGAAAAGCUCGUGCGUUCGUUCGUGACCCCUUUCGGAAAAGAAAGGGUGACGACGGUUCGUGCACGCAUCGAAAAAGAUGUCUUUACAAUUAGAAACAAACAAAUGGACUCCAAAAUUGAUAAUAGUCUUUCAGCUGACUAUUUGGUGUGUCGUUGGGAUUAUACUGCUUCAAAAAGGUGCAAUCUCUCUACGUGACAAAAUGAAGUCGCGAAAUGAUACUGCUGACGUACAGGAAAAGCUGGAAAGAUGGGAGGAGAAAGAAUCGAUCAGAAAAUCAACGAACGUUACUGAAAACCGACGACACGUAACGAAAGUCAACCGAAUCGGUGUCCGUCGGACAAACGCCGUUGCCGAUAACCUAGACGAUGUUACGUCGUCGAAUGAACGUUUACCACGUAAAUUGCAUUCCUCUCGUCGAACACAUCACAUCGGCCAAGAAACUUCGAAAAAAACAACAAUAGGAGUUCGUCAAGAACACGAUACUAGAGGCCCACGUGCCACUCAAACUUUGAUAGUUCCUUCGAAUAAAAACAACGAGCCAAAGAUUAUAAAUUAUGAAAAGAACGUUAUUGUUUCGCUUGCUUCCGACGAAGGUUCUUAUAUUUCGGAAAAGAUAAUAAAUAAUACGACGCCAAGCGUUUCGUUCGAACUUAAACGCAUUGGCUCCGCUAACGCUGCUACAUCAAACGAGAGAAAUUCCUUGGAACAUCGAGCUGAUGAUAUAAUAUCGUACGAAACUAAAAUAGGAAAUAGUAAAAAUGAAACGAAGCCACGCCGUUCCCCUGUCAAUCGAAUUGGAGCAGCCAUAGCGAUAAUCAUGCUCGCAAUUGGAAUAAUUAUGCUGCUUCUAGGACCUUUCAUAGUCAUUAUUCGUGCUCUUGGCAAUCGCAGACGAACCAGAGAAAUGGCGCAUAAAAAGUGGAAUCGCAACGAUCAACCCCCUACUUACGAAGAAGCAACUUUGAUGGAUCAAGCACCAAGAUAUUCCACGCUCCAACUAAACAUGAUCCUUGAAUCUUCUUCGCUCUAGUCCUUGUCAUACUUUCCUCCUCUUUCUCCUUUAUUUGUUCCAUCUUUCAUUUCUUUCAUCUUUCUUUCCGUCGAUGUUCUUCACACGAUCAUUCUAUAUUUUUAUUAAAUCGUUUACAUUUGUA
Megachile rotundata (alfalfa leafcutting bee) is the source of this 2286-nucleotide messenger RNA. RefSeq lists its product as uncharacterized. The record is from RefSeq and is a predicted model, not a curated record. NCBI's taxonomy places the organism in Eukaryota, Metazoa, Arthropoda, Insecta, Hymenoptera, Megachilidae.